Molecule: messenger RNA, 2607 nt
Organism: Perca fluviatilis (European perch)
Lineage: Eukaryota; Metazoa; Chordata; Actinopteri; Perciformes; Percidae
Exons: 7
Coding region: 410-2002 (530 amino acids)
Source: RefSeq, a predicted model, not a curated record
AGCUCCGGUAAUACUCAAAUUUACGUUUCUUUACACACGGCUUUGUCUUGUGGCUGUAUUUAGUUUUCGACUUUGUCUUGAUUUCUUUCGCUUUUGCCUGAGAGGAAUUCAGCAAAAACUUUUCUGUGAUAGCUCCUACGGAGACGUUUUCACGGCUUAAUAACAGACUAUUACUCAAAUUUAGCUACGUUUCUUUAUACACGGCUUUUGUCUUGAGGUUGUAUUUAUUUUGUUUUCGUCUUUGUGUUGAUAUCUUUCACUUUUUUGCCUGAGAGGAAUUCAGGGAAUUCAGCUCCGACGGAGAUGUUAUUUUUUUUUCACCCGUGGCGUCUGCCGGAGUUUCCAUUUUGGAAUCGCGGAUCCUUCACCAACUGCUUAUUGGGACUUCCAGAAAACCAAAGAAUGAGUAAUGGACUCCAUUGAGAAGGCCAUACGGACCGUGCUACCACAGCUAGAUGAAGCAAAGCUUGAAACUUUAGUCAAUGAGUUGGUGAAAGUAGGUGUUGAAGGACCAGAUGAUCUGCAGUUUAUUCAAGAAGAUGACAUCAAACAUCUGCUCACACCCAUUCAGUGCAGAAAAAUUAUUCAUUCCUUGAAAGGUCCUUCCAAUCCCCAGCUGAGCCCUUCAUCGUCUGAGCCACUGUCAGUUGCCUCUUCCAGCACAUGCCCCGUAUCAUCUAAUAGUCACAUCUCUGCAUGGGUGAACAGUUUUGAGGUGCCAUGGAACAAAGUCAGGCUGACUCUUAGACGAGCAGUAGAUGCUGGUGAGAGGCCAGCUCCGGAUGACCGCAGACACUUGAUAAAAGUCACUGUUGAUGCGAUGAGAGAGCAUUCCUUGAACCCUACUCGCAGAGAGUGUGUGGUAGUGGCUAAAGCUAUAACUCAAAAAUAUCCAAAUAGCUUUUUAGACAAAAAUGAAGAGGGGGAGUUAAUUGGAUGUGGCUAUUUCAGCAUUAUAAAUCAGCUCAAAACCAGAGUAGAAUAUUUGAAUCGAGGCAACACUCUUUCCCGUCUGAGGAAGCACAAACGCACCCAGAGAGAUGAUGAGGAUGGUGAUGAUGACCAGCCAGCAGUAACUUCAUGUGCAAGAAUCGACAGUUAUGGGUGUGUUCGUUGGCAGCCAGAGGACUAUCCAGAUGGGGAAACACCAGCAUCAUUAGAGGAAAAGAAGCUUGAGAUGAUGGAUAUAUUCAGCCGAGAGGGACUCAAGGGCACUGAGAGAGGAAGAGUUAAAGACCUAAUGGCAAUCACUUAUGCCAAACAGCGGGAAUACAUUAACGCAAAGCCUUCCCCAAGCAUUCUGGAUGUGGGUAAAGAGUGGCCAUUUCUCUUAUCACAGAAGUUUUUAUUGUCACACUUCACCACUCUCACCAAUGUUGAACUAUACACAAGACUGAAUGAAGAUUUGGACAAAAAGGGUAAAAGACUCCUGGAUUUCUUCAGUAGUCAGAUUACAAAGUGGAGGAAAGAAGUAAGAGCUGUUCUGAAGGAAGCCAUAAAGAAGGACAGAGAAGGAUCUGAUGGCCUAGCAGCGCUGCUUGUGAUGUUGGCACACUUCAAAGAGCAAGAGGAGUCACUUUUUCUCAUGGCUGAUGAGACUACCACUCCCGCAGACGCAGAGGCCCAGCUGUCUCUCCCAAUCACUCCAAGGAUCAUCAUGCUCGGAGAGACAAUCCUGACUGCAAAAAAAUGGAUGCUGUCGAUCGAGGGGAGGGUCGUAAUCCCACCUGGUGCUCACAUGGCGGACUUCACCACUGCCUUGGCCACUCUCUUCGCCUCUUACUAUGUAUUCAACCUAGAAUAUCAGGUGGAAGCCAGCACAACACUGGAGUUUGUUCAGAGGUUUUUAGUCAGGAUUAAUCCUGACUCCAACAAGUGCACUGCCAAGGAGCAGAUGAGCAAGACGACUGGGAGAGUGGUGAAGCGGAAGACUUCAUACAUGAACCCCAAUGUAAUCUCCUUCAUCAGGGACUUCACAGAGUUCUACUUGCUAACUGGCUAGAAACAGGACUCCAACUAGGAUUCAAGGUUUCCAAGGUCAGGGCAUGCAAGAGACCAGACCUUUUGUCAAGUGGCAGGGGAAGUUUAUUUUCCUUUCCGUUUUAAAUGUUCAUGCAGAUGUUAAAUAUUACAUUUUUUUACUGUUCAAUGUUUUAUUUUAUUUUAAUAUUGCCAUAGUGUUAUUUAUUGCUCUUUAGAAUGUGGUAAUGUUAUUUGCACGGCUUUAAAGUAGUUAAAUUAUUUUGCCGUAUUGUUUCAAUUUGUAUUAUUGUUCCGUCAUAGCAACCAGUCAUGCUGAACUAGUGAAUGAACUAGUAACCGUUUGCUCUGUAACUUUACAAAACUUGUAAUGAAAUAGCCUCAUUUUGUAAAAUUUUCUUCAGUUGUAAAUUAAAUUUAGCAACAGUAGAAUAAUUGGAUAAUAGACUUCACCAUUAGACUAUCCAAAGUUAACACACUCUGCUGGGCUGCAUUACAAACAUAGAACGUGCGUUAACUUUGGAUGGUAUAAUGGCAUGUUGUCCAAUGUCCAUUAUCCCUUUUAUGUUGUACCUGUUUGUCAUUCCUGUUCACUAAAUAUUUUUAAAUAAAUAACUGUUAAAAAUG